GACAAAUCAAGUCAUUUUUUAAAAGAAAAUACAAACUUGAGUGUAAAGAAUAUUAAAUCUAGCCAAAAUUUUAAUAAAUAAGUAACAAUAAUGCCGAGCCAUGAAUUAAUUUCAAAGUUAGAGGACGUGGCUGAUCAGAUCCAAAGAAGAGGUAAAAGAAUUCUUCCAACAAUAGCACGUUUGUGCUUAAUUGCUACAUUUUUAGAAGAUGGCAUUAGAAUGUGGGUCCAAUGGUACGAGCAGAGGGACUACAUGAACAUGAGUUGGGGAUGUGGAACCUUUUUCGCAACAGUAUUUGUUUUUAUCAACUUAGUUGGGCAACUUGGUGGUGUUGUUAUGGUUAUUGGACGUUUACGUGUGCCAAUCGCUUGUGGAAUGUUAUUUUUCAUUGUAAUACUUCAGACCAUUGCCUACUCAAUUCUAUGGGAUCUACAAUUCUUGCUCAGAAACUUGGCUCUAAUUGGAGCUUUAUUGUUGGUUCUAGCGGAAUCGAGAAAUGAAGCUCGUUCAUUAUUUGCCGGCGUUCCAAGUCUCGGAGAUAAUAAGCCAAAGUCAUUUAUGCAACUUGCUGGACGAAUCUUACUUGCUUUCAUGUUCAUCACAUUAAUCAGGUUCGAACUUAGUUUCAUGCAAAUCGUUCAAGAUAUUGUUGGAUCUAUCUUGAUGGUUCUUGUUGUUGUUGGCUACAAGACAAAGUUAUCGGCAUUAAUCUUAGUCGCUCUCUUAACAGUUCUCAAUCUGUACCAUAACUGCUGGUGGACAAUUCCAUCAUACAAGCCAUUGAGAGACUUCCUCAAAUACGACUUCUUCCAAACACUCUCCGUCAUCGGUGGUCUUCUAAUGAUUGUCAAUUUGGGACCUGGUGGCGUGUCAAUGGAUGAACAUAAGAAGAAAUAAUUUAAUUGUGACGAAUAUCAACAGACAAAAUUCAAAAUGCUCCUUUAUCGAUUAUGUUAUGUUACUUCUUUGAUUUCUUUCAACCACCAUUAAUCUUCUCUUUUAAUUUAAGCACGAUGGUGCUACAUUUUAUAAUUUUUAUUUUGUUUGGGUUCUUGUAUUCUCAACUUAAGCUUCUAUUUUUAUUCGUUUUUAAGUUUUUAAAAAAUUUUCACAUGAUUCUUGACGGGAAUUUAAAAAAAAAAAUGAUCAGAUGUCAAGACAUUCAAAACUAAGGUAGCUUAAGAUUUCUUUUUGGUGUCAUUUUUUAUUGCUUUUUGUUGUGGAUAACAUUUGGUUGUUUGCAUGUGAUAUUCACUGAAUGUUAGAAAUUGCUCAAACUCUGUUCUGUCAGCAGUUAUCAAUCAAAUGAUCUGCAUUCUCAGGACUUAAAUCAUUAGAAACAUAUUGUGACUUGCUUAAAAGCUAAUUUGUUUAUUAAAAAUUAAGUCAACUUUUGCAAACAUAUGUGCAAACUUAUGUAAUAAGCAAGAAUUUUGAUGCCAUCAAGAAGACUUCAACUUCCUCAACAAAAAAAAAAACUAAGCACCAACUUUUUGAUUUCUUAUUGUUAUGGGAUUAAAAGAACUUUAAUAUUUUUUGUUAGAUAUAUUUUCAAUAUUUUUUUAAUGAUGAUCAAAACGAAUGACAGGAGUUGUAAAGUGAUUAAACCGUGCAGUUAAAGACAUAAAAAUUAAAAAUUAUUUUUGCACAAAAUGAAAUCUUUUCAGUAGUUUGUAAAUAAAAAUAAUAAAAUAUUCCUUGAAUUAAACAAACAAUAAACUUACAUGUAACAAGAACUUUUUUAUAAUCAACAGAACAUAGGUACAACUGUCUACAUUAAUCCUCAA
This is a messenger RNA of Chironomus riparius, 1787 nucleotides long. NCBI's taxonomy places the organism in Eukaryota, Metazoa, Arthropoda, Insecta, Diptera, Chironomidae. The record is from the annotation of a GenBank genome assembly.